Messenger RNA from Heterocephalus glaber (naked mole-rat), 1115 nucleotides. RefSeq names its product ARF like GTPase 6 interacting protein 4 (gene Arl6ip4). NCBI's taxonomy places the organism in Eukaryota, Metazoa, Chordata, Mammalia, Rodentia, Bathyergidae. The record is from RefSeq and is a predicted model, not a curated record.
GCCAUGGAACCCGUGCCAUCGGAACUGAAGGCAGCAGCUCCUUGCUUCCCAUCCGGACAGCCUACCGGUGCACCGACCCAGGCCGGAAAUGGUCUGCCCGCAACCUUGCUGUCGCCUCACGCAAAGGCGUGGUGAAGGCUGGCGGUCGGCCCCGAUGGGCAGUUGAGGAGAAUUCACAGCAUCUUUAGGGUCCUUCUUGAGGCCGGCGAGGACGUAGAGGGCGCCAAAAAGGACUCAGGGCGAUUCUCAGCUCCCGGCGCUAUGGCUCACGUCGGCUCUCGCAAGCGCUCGAGAAGCCGCAGCCGGUCCCGAGGACGAGGGUCAGAAAAGAGGAGAAAGAAAGGCAUUAAGGACGCUUGGAGAAACUGCACGGCUUCUGGAUCCCAAGGUCGCAGGGCCAGCACUGCCUCGGGGCCGGAGGCCUCACCUUCUCCCUGCAUCACAGAGAGAAGCAAGCACAAGCCCCGGAGGAGACCGCGAUCCAGCUCCUCCUCCUCUUCUUCCAGUUCUUCUAGCUCCUCUUCUUUCUCCUCGUCCUCCUCCUCUUCCUCCAGCGAUGGCCGGAAAAAGCGGGGGAAACACAAGGACAAGAAGAGGAAAAAGAAGAAAAAAAAGAAAAAGAAGUUGAAGAAGAAAAGCAAGGAGAAGAUGGAGGUUCAGCAGGCCGAGGCUCUGCCUGGCCCCUCGCUGGACCAGUGGCACAGAUCAGCUGGGGAGGAAGACAGUGGCCCAGUCCUGACAGACGAGCAGAAGUCCCGCAUCCAGGCCAUGAAGCCCAUGACCAAGGAGGAGUGGGAUGCACGGCAGAGUGUCAUCCGGAGGGUGGUGGACCCCGAGACGGGACGCACCAGGCUCAUUAAGGGAGACGGGGAGGUCUUGGAGGAAAUUGUAACCAAAGAACGCCACAGAGAGAUCAAUAAGCAAGCCACCCGUGGGGACGGCCUGGCAUUCCAGAUGCGAGCGGGCCUGCUUCCCUGAGGCCCCACUGGCUGUGGCCUGGAGAUGGCUGUGGGCAGAGGCAGGAGCUGGUAGCCUCUGGCAGGUCCCUGGCCUCCUUGGUGCCUGUGUCUGGAAGAGUGCCCGGGCCUGGCAUUAAAUGUCACUUGGCCACAGAC